Molecule: messenger RNA, 2305 nt
Organism: Cydia fagiglandana
Lineage: Eukaryota; Metazoa; Arthropoda; Insecta; Lepidoptera; Tortricidae
Gene: PIG-S
Product: GPI transamidase component PIG-S
Exons: 11
Coding region: 130-1710 (526 amino acids)
Biological process (GO): attachment of GPI anchor to protein
Cellular component (GO): GPI-anchor transamidase complex
Source: RefSeq, a predicted model, not a curated record
CAAUUGAGGAAAAUAGAAAUAAUUGAAUUGAUAAUGAUAACAAUUUAGUUUCUUGUUAUUUUUAAGCUAUUGACGGAGCUUUAAAUAUAGUGCAGUAUAAGAAAUAGUGUUUUAUUAAGUGUGAAUGCUAUGGGGAAACAAAUGAAGUCCGACGCGGACGAGUCGAGUCGGAUGUGGGCGAGUGCGUCCUUCGUGGGCGUACUCAUCGUCAUCGGCCUGCCGCUCUGGUGGAAGACCACGGAGGUGUACAGGGUAGCGCUACCAUACGACAAGAUCGCCGCUUUCGAUUCGCUGUCUCACACCAUCGCUACCGAGGUGACAGUGAUGGCAAAUGACGACGCCAUCGCGUCGCAGAUAGCGGGGCUCAUUGAGAAAUCCUUCGAGGAUUCGACCACACUAAAAGUCAAAGUUACCAAGACCAUAAUUUCGGACUCUCUCCGCAAUACGCUGGAAUCCGUCGCCGACGAACCAGAAGCGAUAGAAGAGGUAGCGGCCAGCGUCAGCGUGUCGAAACCUAACACGCUAUAUGUGGUACAGAGGACGCCGCUGUUCCAAGAUGUCUGGCUUAGCGGGGAGCGGGUCAUGUUCUUCAGAGACUCUAAAGCGGGUCCAACCGUCGUGCAAGCCCUCAAAAGCUGGGUAUACCAGACCUCAGUACUCCAAGGCGCAGUAUCAGACUCGGACGAAGCGCGGCGGACUAGAUUCCCGCCAGGAGAAGGCUACCACGUCACUCUGUCCGUGGCCGUGCCUUCGCCGAAGACCAAGCUUCGAUUCCCCGCUAGAGACGCUAUGGAAGAUUACAUCGGCACGUUUGUGGACGAGCUCAGCGAGCUUCACAACUUCACACUCAAGUCUCAGUGGCUGUAUCUAUUGGACUUCGAUUUCCAGGCUAAAGAGGUAAAAGACACAAGCGCAUACGGCCGCCAUUUUGCCGUUCACAAAGACCGUCUCCACCUCCUGCUGACCAGACUCGAGGAGCGCGCCGCCACACACGUCUCCGAGCUGCCGACCAUCAACCUAGUGCUGUACGCUGUUCCCUGCGAGAGGGCGCCACUUGUUAUAUAUGACGGUGACACCCGCGUCCCCACCCCCGUCCAGGCCUUCAUGUCUCCCAAAUGGGGGGGAGUGGUGCUGGCCAACCCCAGGCCGGAAGAAUGCGGGGGAGAGGGGGAAGUGGAGCCCAACGUCCAACGCGUCAUGGGCGCGUUUGUAGCUCAGCUGAGACCUCUGCUCGGGAUUCCGGAUAUGGUUCACAUCCCGGAUGCCCAACUGGACCCACUGCGGUCAGUGACCCCGCGCCGUUGGGAGGUAGAUGCAUUGCUGCGUCUGCGGGUUUUGGAACAGAUCACUUCGGCAGAAAACACUUUACAGUCAUUAGCGCAAUUGUUAGGUGAAAUCUCCAACAUCGUGAUCAACGACGAAGUCGGCGCGUCCAUCAACGCGGCAGUCGACGGCAUCGGCCUCGCGCGCGAGCACCUGGCCGCCGGGCAGCUGAUGGAGGCCUACAAGAGCUCCCGGGGGGCCCACAGAGCCGCCGAGACCGCCUUUAUGGAGCCUAGUCUACUGGCGUUGCUGUACUUCCCUGAUGAUCAGAAAUACGCCAUCUACAUUCCUCUCUUCCUGCCCAUAAUGUUCCCCGUGGUGCUCUCUCUCAAGACCCUGCUGCUGUGGCUGAGGGGCAAGCCUCUGCACAAGGAGAAGGCUGAUUAAUGAUACCAAAGUAUUAUGAUGUAAUGUAACUAAUAUGGUACAUUAGGCAUGUCCCACAUAGAGCGAGUAAGCGAUUAACUGUCGGCGAUUAUCUCGCUCAAGAAACGAACAAAAGAUUAGAGUCCUGUGUUAGUAAAAGAGACACAUAUAUUAAUAGUCCAUCGCUGGCUGUUCACACUGCCGGCGAAAACACCGUCGCCGCGAUAAGAUAAAACUAGCUGAGCGGUACUCGCUCGGCGAUGCUCGCUUCGUAGUUUGAACAAGUCCGCGCUGUCUGCGUGUUCGCUGCACCGCCCGAGCGAGUUACGCGAGUAAUUGCCCGUCGCACUCGAACACUCGCCUAUAGCCGAGCGACAAAACUAUUGGAGCUAACACUCGCUUCUCGCCGCUCGCCCACUCGUUUCUAGUUUAUCGUUCUACUCGCUUAUCGCUCAUCGUCGGCGGUGGGACAAGUACCUUAGUUGUACCCCACACUGUUAAAUGUCCAUGGGUAAACCUUAUUGCAAAAGGCAUAAGGUCCACCUAUGGACAGUUAGGAGUGUCGCUGUUUGUAAAUUAUUUAAUGCAUUUAGUUAAUAAAUGGGAGUUUGUAAUA